AUGGCUGACAAAUCAGUCAAGAAUGAGCAAGGUACUACGCCAGCAUUGGAAAAACAAAAGGCUGCGUUGAUUCAAAAGAAACUGGAUAACAAAGCAGCUGCCAAAUACAUAAGAAGCAAAGGACUGAUUCCCAUCAAGAGCAUUCAAGAUAGAAAACUUCGAGGAAAAUUAAGACAAGCAACCAAAAGAUUCAGCGAUGCUGCUCAUCAAGCUGCACAAUCGGAGCUUUUGCUUACAGAGGAUAGCGGCUAUCUUGAACCUGAAGGCAUGGAACGCACAUGGAAGUUUCGUCAAUCUGAGCUCAAAAAGCAUGUGGACGUAAAUACCUCUCGUAAAAUGUUUGAGUUGAAUUUACCCACUUUUGGACCAUACAUGGUAGAUUACACUGCAAACGGCAGGCAUUUACUUAUUGGUGGUCGUAAAGGCCAUGUGGCUAGCUUUGACUGGCAGACAGGAAAACUUUCUAGCGAGAUUCAGCUUCGCGAAACUGUAAAAGACGUAAAGUGGCUUCACAAUGAAACCAUGUAUGCCGUAGCCCAAAAAAAGUAUACAUACAUUUAUGACAAAACGGGUAUGGAGUUGCAUUGUUUGCGUGAUCAUAUCGAAGCCAAUGUGCUCGAGUUUUUGCCCUACCAUUUUCUACUGGCAUCGGUGGGAAAUGCUGGGUUUCUCAAGUACCAAGACACGUCCACUGGACAAUUGGUUGCUGAGCAUCGUACCAAACUUGGAGGAUGUGCUACAAUGGUACAGAACCCAUAUAACGCGAUCCUUCAUUUGGGUCAUGCAAAUGGCACUGUAACAAUGUGGUCACCCACAAUGUCUUCUCCUUUGGUAAAAAUGUUAUGCCACAAUGGCCCUGUCUCUGCAAUGGCGAUUGACAAGAGUGGGACGUAUAUGGCGACUUCAGGUUUGGAUGGACAAAUGAAGGUAUGGGAUGUUCGUACAUAUAAAACACUUCAAGAAUACUACACACCUAGGCCAGCUUCAAGCAUGACCAUUUCGCACAAGGGACUUUUGGCCGUGGCAUUUGGACCCCACUUGUCUGUAUGGAAAGAUGCAUUUAAAACAAAGCAAAAAGAACCAUACAUGACUCAUUUAGUUGCCGGAUCUACUAUUCAUGACAUUCACUUUUGUCCUUAUGAGGACGUGUUGGGAUGUGGCCAUUCUACAGGGUUUUCCAGUUUGGUUGUUCCAGGUUCUGGUGAGCCCAACUUUGAUACAUUCGAGGCCAACCCGUACCAAACACGUAAACAGCGUCAGGAAUCAGAAGUCCAUAGUCUGAUUGACAAGAUUCAACCCGAUAUGAUCACCUUGGACCCAACCAUUAUUGGAAGAGUAGACAAGGCACAACAACAAGCGAUUGAAGAAGAACGUAGACUCGAGUGGGAGGCCAACCAUCCUACAGAGAAAUUCGUGCCUGUGCAUCGUGCAAAAGGAAAAUCAUCAUCCAUGCGGAGGUAUCUGCGCAAAAAUUUCAAUACUACAGAUACAAAGCGCGAGGUUCUGCGUCAACAGUUAGCCAAGGAUCAAAAGGAUCUCAUAAAGAAGCGACGUGAAAAAGAAGAGGCACAAGACAGGCCCAAAACUGCAUUGGAUCGGUUUGAAAAAAAUUAA
This is a messenger RNA of Batrachochytrium dendrobatidis JAM81, 1614 nucleotides long. RefSeq lists its product as uncharacterized. The transcript is spliced from 8 exons. Gene Ontology annotation, biological process: maturation of SSU-rRNA from tricistronic rRNA transcript (SSU-rRNA, 5.8S rRNA, LSU-rRNA). The record is from RefSeq and is a predicted model, not a curated record. NCBI's taxonomy places the organism in Eukaryota, Fungi, Chytridiomycota, Chytridiomycetes, Rhizophydiales. Bases 1 to 1614 code for a protein of 537 amino acids. Gene Ontology annotation, molecular function: protein binding. Gene Ontology annotation, cellular component: nucleolus; 90S preribosome; small-subunit processome.